This is a messenger RNA of Dalotia coriaria, 3271 nucleotides long. RefSeq names its product protein O-mannosyl-transferase TMTC1-like. The record is from RefSeq and is a predicted model, not a curated record. Gene Ontology annotation, molecular function: protein binding. The coding region runs from base 379 to 2622 and encodes 747 amino acids. The transcript is spliced from 14 exons. Lineage: Eukaryota; Metazoa; Arthropoda; Insecta; Coleoptera; Staphylinidae.
GUCGUACCGGUCGGUCGGUGCAAGCAUCCUACACGUUUCUACCGCCCCCGAUAAAAUAAAACACAUUUUACAUUUCAUCACUGAUAAUAAACACAAAAUUUAAGUUUGAAAAUGUUUUUAGAGAUGUUUAAGUAAAAUUUAAAUAAAAUUAUUGAGUAAUAUUUAAUUUACGUAGUGUGUAUUGUCGGAGGCGGCGUUUCCGGGUGCCAUGCGGGUUCAGUGUCCUAGCGCGUUAUCCUAGUCCUAGUUUUGUAGCGGUGUGCAUUCGGACCAGUGAACUUUCACAAUCGGAGUGACAUUAUCCAUCAGAUUUAUUCAAAUUAGAUAAAAUGUGAAUUCCACCAGGAUAAAAUAAUUAAAUGUGAAAAUAAAAAAACUAUGUGGAAGAAGAAAUUGUCCGGCAGCAGGACAAAAGCGUCCUGGCCGCAUUAUGCGUUUGUGGGCGGCGUGUCGCUCGUCUGCUAUCUCAACGGUCUGCAUGGCGAGUUUGUUCACGAUGACAUUCCGGCUGUUGUCCUCAACAAGGACGUCUUGGCUGUGAAUCCUUUGAUGGACGUUUUCGACAAUGAUUUCUGGGGCACGCCGAUGGCUGAUCUGCAUAGUCAUAAAUCAUAUCGGCCGUUAACAACACUAACAUUCAGAGCAAAUUACUUAAUGGUAGGAUUAAACCCCUUCUGGUUCCACCUGACGAAUGUCCUCCUCCACACAUUGGCAACACUGCUCUUCACGCGGGUAUGUUUACACGUGGCAUGUCUCCGGCCGGCAUUUGCCACCCUCGCAGGACUAAUGUUUGCCGUGCAUCCGAUACACACCGAAGCGGUGACUGGAGUUGUGGGGCGUGCUGAUGUUCUCGCAUGUGUUUUCUUUCUGUUAUCACUUCUUGCAUAUCACGGUUCGGAAAAGUGUUAUCUCUGGUCGAGUAUCCUCACCGGCGGUCUGAGCAUCCUUGCAAAGGAGACCGGCAUCACCGUGUUCCUAGUCAACGUGAUUUUCGAUUUUUAUCGAGGUUUUCCACACAUACGCAGGUCGAGCCUGGACGUGCGAUGGUCGACGGAAACGCGGCAAUUCGUCAAGCGCACAGCGAUCGUCCUUACUUCGUGCGGAAUUUUGAUCGCGAUCAGAUUGGCGCUGCUGCAGGGUUCGUUGCCGAGAUUUUCCCAGGGGGAUAAUCCUGCCGCGUUUCAUCCGUCCCUGCUCGUCAGGAUAAUGACGUUCUCGUAUCUGGCGGCCUUCAACUGGUGGUUAUUGAUCUGCCCGGCGAACCUGUCGCACGACUGGCAGAUGGGCUCCGUCCCGCUGGUCACGCACGUCGCCGACGCGCGGAAUCUCGUCACGUGCCUCUUCCUUGCUGCCGCCGUCGCGCUGCUGGUGAAGAGCGCCGCCGACGCGGAGAAACAAAAACACGUUACUGUUGUUCUUGGUUUAGUCCUCCUUGUUCUACCAUUUCUACCAGCAACGAAUUUGGUGGUAACUGUUGGAUUUGUUAUUGCUGAACGAGUUUUAUAUAUUCCAAGCAUAGGAUUUAUUUUACUGACGGUAAACGGAUUUCAAACCUUGUGGUAUUCGUCGAUAAAACAUCGCCAAACUUUAGCCUCCUUCCUGCUGCUACUGAUCGUCGCGCAAACGUGGCAGUGUGUGGCGAGGAACAAGGAUUGGCGGUCGCGUGAAUCCCUGCUCAGGGCCGGACUCCGCACAUUACCGCACAACGCCAAAAUGCACUAUAACUUUGCGAAUUUUCUCAGAGACUCCGAACACAACGAAAUGGCCAUGGCGCAUUACUACACAGCAUUAAGGUUAUGGCCUACAUAUGCGUCUGCACAUAAUAACCUGGGCACUCUGCUUAAAACACAAGAAGAAGCCGAAAAACAUUUUCUUUUGGCUAUUAAAUACAACAAGGAUCAUUUGAACGCACAUUAUAAUCUCGGACAAUUAUACAGAAAAAUGAACAGAACAGUGGAAUCCGAGAGGAUGCUCAUGAAAUCCAUUUCGAUCUCGUCAAAUUUCACUCUGGCGUAUGUCGAACUCGUGAGGCUGAAAGGACCUAAUGACAGAAACAUUGCACAGCUGCUGAAAAAACUCGUCGGGCUUUCAUCCGACCCUGACUAUGCGAUUAUGUAUGCUCAAUGGCUUCAAAAGCGAGGUAAUCAGGCGCUCGCCCUACGGCACUACCUCGGCGCGCUCUCGGCGUAUCGAUCAAAUUCGGCGGCGGCAAUGACGGGCGCCGGCGGCUGCCUGCGGCGCAUCGGCUCGCGCUCGCGCCUCCUGCAAUUAAUCACCAGAUUUCAAGCAAUUCAGCGUUUAAAGCGUGGAGAACCCUUGAAUCACCCGGAUGUAUACCUCCAAAGAUGGUACUUACAACACGAGCUGAAAAAACACGCCGACGACUACAGUCUACACACACCCACACACAAAUACAACCCGACGUCGUCCCAUUCACCGCCGCCGAGCAAGCGCAUAAAAAACAUCAAGAACAACAUCAAACGUAACAAGACAAUGUUCGGCAAAAACGCGCACAGCCCUCACCUGAUGAAGAUCACGAAAAACUGCGACACGGCUGGCAAGCACGACUUUCAGCGGAUUUUUGUCACCGCAACUCCGACCGCCGCCAUUCCAUUGUGCUAAAAUCCACUAAAAACCCGCAAAAAGUUUUCGUAUAAUAUAAAAGUAAAAAAUACAGGUUUCAACUUGCAAUAAAAUGGACCAAAAUGCAUGAAUUAAUUAAUUUCGAACUGGAAAAAAUAAUUACAUUGAUAUUUCGGUGAUUACUAGUGGUGAUUGUUUGCGCUGGUAAUUAAAAAAAUAAUUUUAAAAUAAUCAUUUGAGUUUUGCGUCACGAAAAUAAUUAAAACCUCAAACGAAUUUCAAACACGCAUUAAUUGGUUUUAAUUAUUCAUGAUGGCGCGAUGCGGCGCGCGAUUUUAAUUAGCAAUGAGUGAGUGUUUGGCCGGCGCCGCCGCCGCCCCCCCACCCAGCCGCAAGCGCUCGAAAUCAACUCGUUACUGUAUUUUUCACAAUAGAUAUUAUAUUGUAAUGAGUUCAUUCUGCUUUCGAGGAUAUUUAUUAUUUACGUUGUUAUUGUGAACGCAUAAAGCUAAUAUAAAUCAAAAGCGUUUUAUAUAUUAUAUGCAGUCGCCAUUCGAUAUGAUUGAAAAUUUGUUUGCGAAAAUUUUUGGCAAUUUUCAUUGCGGCACGCGACACUAUUGGAAUUGUACAAAAAUGUAUAUAUUUUUGAUAUUUACAAACUCGUUAAAUAAAUUUAAUUAACAAUAAA